Perkinsus marinus ATCC 50983 is the source of this 1722-nucleotide messenger RNA. RefSeq lists its product as hypothetical. Bases 1 to 1722 code for a protein of 573 amino acids. The record is from RefSeq and is a predicted model, not a curated record. Lineage: Eukaryota; Perkinsozoa; Perkinsida; Perkinsidae. The transcript is spliced from 9 exons.
AUGCCAGUGGGGCCGCCGUCAACACCUGAGUCCGAUAUAGGAACUGAUGGGUAUGUUUGUGCCGUAAGAGGGUGUCACAAGAAGCCAUGGCCCGAGAGUGGGAGAUGCACCGCUCAUGGUGGCGAGCCUACUCCCCCGAGGUAUAAUCAAGCUGUCGAGAUUUCGGCGCGUCACAGGAAGAAGAGAUCGUCAGCAUCAUUGUGUCUAGUGGAAGGGUGCACGAACGUAGCACAGGCUCGUGGAAUCUGCCUCAAGCACGGCGCCAACCAACUGAAGAAAAAGAAGAAGGCUCUCCCUUGCAAGGUCGAAGGGUGCACGUCGGUCCGGCAUGGGGGCAAUUUCUGUCUACGACACGGUGGAGGGGCCAAGUGUAGAUACCCAGGAUGCGGUCAGCCUUGUCGCCAUCCAACCCCCCUAUGCCACGCCCAUGGCGCUAUGCCCAGCUCCUACACGGCUUGUGACGUCCCAGGGUGUGGAAGGCGGUGUCUGGUCGUCGCUGGUGGCCGCUGUCACGACCAUGGGGGCUACACAGCUGUGGGCAUGUGCCAGGACCUCAACUGCUUCAAACUGGCCAAGAAACCAAGCAUUUAUUGUGGAACGCAUGGCUCAGUUCCACAGUGUCAUGGGGCGCCCUCGUGUCGACGACGCCCUGUUGGCAAUACGGGCCUCUGUCGUAUGCAUGGUGGCCAGCCUGAUCCCGCGACGUGCUCUACCCCUGGGUGCAGCAAUUUAGCCCUGCCCAGCGGCCCAGGGGGGCAGAGGGUAUGCCCAAUACACUGGGAUGGAGUGACGACACUCGUUCAAAGAUGCUCCCAUAUCAUGUGCCAAAGACCGGCGCGAGAGUACGGCCUUUGUGUGGCUCAUGGAGGGGCGCGGCCUCAAUGUUCGGUGCCUGGGUGCAUCCAGCCCGUGGCUAACCGGCGUGUUGUUGGAGACAAUACCGUGCCUGAUAAGUGCCGUAUGCACCUUGGUCCCGAGUACAGUAGACGGUGCAUAGUGAAGGGGUGUAUGAAGGCUAGAAUGCUCAACGAUGACUCUGCUGGAAUGUGUGCUAAGCAUCACAUGGAGAGUCUGCAGGGAGAGGUUUUAAGCCUGUCUGGACCAGCAAGGCCACGUCGACGCGCCGACGGCAGCGUGGGUCGAAUCAUGUGCUCAGUCGAGGGUUGCAAUAAGCAAGUACCGUCAACCUCAGGCUCUGGAAAGUGCCGUCGCCAUGAUAUGUGCCGAGAGAGGGGAUGCAUGAGGGCUGCUUUCCAUGAGGGGUAUUGUGUUCGGCAUCAAGACUUGGUCAUCGCCGAUGCUCUGGCGGGGACCCAUCAACCAGUUAUGGAGGUCAACACAACGAGGAUGCCCCAUGGCGGGAUGGACGAGGGAAACGUUGAUACUUCGGGGACUCCCACCGCUUCGGAGGCACCACCAGAAGGCACGGUUGAGUCUAGGGUACACCAACAGCAACAAGGGCAGCAGCAGCAGCAGCAGCAAGCAAUGGGCAUCAACGAGGGUUCGCUGGUUAUCCCACAUGUUGACAACACCAAUGUGUCGUCAUCGUCAUCAUCAGCACGAUUCUUCCCCUCGCCGCCCGGUCCAAGCCACGUUCAAUACACUGACGAGGAACGUGCUGCUGAGGCAGUGGCUGCAGUAGUGGUGAUGGAAAUGGAGGCGGAGCGACAACAGAGGGGCGGAGGAGAGAGUCAGAAGUCUAUUGAUGCGCUCAAGGAUUAA